AUGUAUACCAAAAAUCUUCCUUACUCCUCUACAAUAAAGGAUGAAGCUGAAUUUUUGUUAAAUGAUAUAGUGUUAAACUUAUGUGCCUCCGCAAAAGCCAGAGAUUGGGGCACUGGUUGUAGCCAUUGGGUUAAACAACUUAACGGAUAUCUUGAUCUUCAUUAUUCAUUAUCAUGCCAAAUUCGAGUUCAAUUAGCCCAAGUGCUUUUUGAAUUAGUUAUUACUCCAGGAAUUGAUGCAUCACAUGCUGAGGAUUUAACUUUACCUUGGGAACCAUUAUAUGAUAAAAUUCAUAAUACAUUUUUUCCAAAAAGUCGUCAAAAAACUUUAGUCAGUGAAUCAUUUUUUCCCCCAGAAUCAACAAAAGAAAUUCUUUCAAAGAUUUUGCCUUUAUUCCAUGCUAAUUCAAUUGGAGAUACAUUUACCGUACAAGCGUUCCUUGUACGGUUUUUGCCUACCACUCCAACUGCACCACCAAAUCUGUCACCAGUAGAUUGGCUUCCAACAAUCUUUUCAUUUUGGUAUCUUAUACAAGGAUCAUCCGUAUUCCAAACAGAAUUUAUCGAUCUAAUGGCUCGUGUUGCAGAAGAUAAUGUUGUGGUCGAAAAUACCGAUCCAAAAAAUAUUGGGAUUUUUACUCAAGUGCAGGCCAAAACAAUAUUUGGUUCAGGUCAAAAAAUGAUGGAUUUGCCUGUGGGUAGCACUAGUACUGGUAAUAAUAGUUUAGGAAGAAGCACAUCUUCAAGGAUCGACUCUAGAGCUGGUAGUGCUAUGUUAUUAAGGAAAAGAGGGGAAUCAACUUUAACACAUUUGGCUAACAUGAUUCAAGCUAUUGAAUCAUUCUAUCAUCCAAGUAAUUUUGGAAGAUGGACUUAUUCAAUUGUAAAAUUUCUACAAUAUCUUGGUUGGGAAUUCUUAAAAAGAUGGACUGACGAACAAAAGUCAGAUUGCAAAACACCAGUAUCACGGCGAUUAACUCCAGAAAUUAGACGUCAAUUUGUUCUAACGUUAAGAGGCGUUACCUUUUUAUCUAUGUUUGGAAAAGAUGCUAUGUCUGUUGGAUCAAGUCAAGCGUCACUCAAAUAUUUAGCUUGGUUGGAACCUUCGUUGAUCUUUCCUGGAUUGUUGGAACGCGUAUAUCCAUCAUUAGAAACCUUGACCGAGACACAUCGAACAACAUCAUCUAUAUCAGCACUUUCACUGCUAGCUAUCCCAUUAUUUUCACGAACUCAAUACCCAGCCGGCGGAAAACAUCUUGCGCCUCUUCUUCAUCUAAUAAUUCCUGGUAUUGAUAUGAAUGAUCCAAUCAAAACAAUAUCUUCCUUGGUAUUUGUUACCCAUACGUUAAUGGGCGUGCCAUUGAGUGAUUUGACAGAUGGUAAUAAUGAUCCUAGUUCUGGAUUCCGUUGGACUGGCAUAGAUAUUUAUGAGAGAGAAAAGGAUGAAAUGGAAAUUGAUGGAGAAGAAGAAAAUGCAUUAUGUAAAGCCGGUACUUCAGAAUUUGAAGAAUGGCUGGCAAAGUUUUAUAGAAGAAUCUUUACUAUAUUUGAAUAUCUUCCACAACAAGUACGUAGCAAAAUGAAUAUGGAAACUGGCUUGGUUACUGUUCUAUUGCAUGCAUGUGAAAUAGUUGGAAAUCAAUUGUCAGAACAUCUUCAAAGCAUGGCCUUAAAAAUGGUUAUAGAUUUUGCAUCAACAACUAUUUUACAAAAUGCUAUAAAACCAAUGGGCUUUUUAUGUUCAACUUUAACAAAUGCUAAUAAAAAAAAAGCACUUGCGCAAUUCAUUCCAUUAUGUCAUUCAAACAUCUCAGUUGAACUUCAACAUGGCGCUUCCUCCACACCAACAACAUCAUCAACUCAUCAUAUUCAAUCAGACACAACCCUUCACUGGUAUCAAUGUAUUUUAUAUCAUGUGGUUAUGACUAGUGGACAAGAUUUGCUUAUACAUAAAAAAGAAUUGUUGGAGUUGGCAAAUGAGAUGGUACAAAAGUGUCGGUCAAGAAAAGGAUAUAUGUGGACAGGGAAAUUCUUGAGAAUGAUGUUGAUUGCAUUAACACACACCUAUCCUUUGGAGUUUAGAACUGUAGACAUAGAACUUUAUGAUAAUGACAUACAGUUUGAUCAUUUAGAUUAUCAAAAAAACCAUCAUAAAUAUUGGAUGGAACCAGGUGAUCUGAAUAACGUCAAUAUAAAUUGGCAUGUUCCAACCAAUGAAGAACUUGAUUUUGCAAUGGAAAUACUCGAUAUAUUUUUACAACCAACAAUCAAGCGAAUUAAAGAAUUGAUGGAAACUGGAAUUGACGAGGAAGGAACAGUAUUAAGUAAUCGAGAAAUGGCACAUGAGUUUUGUCGUCGAUUAAGUGUUAUCAGAAAUUGUAUUAGUGGAAUGACAACUUUAGUAGAAGAUGAUGGUGAAAUUGAAGACUCUGAUUUCAAAGACGAGGACACUGAAGCAAUUUAUCCAACAAAAAGCAUACCAGUAGGUUAUUGUUUUACAGAUAAAAAUGAUCCACGAAGACAAAUUGCACGAAAUUUACGUAGGGAAGUUGGAGAAUUUCUUCAUCAACUUGUAACUUAUUUCCGUACUAAACGAGAAGAUGAUGUUGAUAGUUUAAAAAUUAUUCUGAAGAUGACCAAGUUAUAUUUAACAGAUCGAGGUGUAGAAAAGUAUAAAUUCGAUUCUGUUAGACGCGGAUAUCAAUAUUCAAAGGGAAUGUUAAAAACUCCUCAUCACGAUAAAAAAUAUCCUCGAUAUUUGUUGGUAAAACGAACAUAUCAACAACAUUUAUGUCGUUUGAAACAGAAUUCUUUUGGCCGAAGUAGAGCAAAACUACAUGACGAUUUACUAAAAGACUUGGCAGAACUUUCAUUAAGUUCAUAUUCAGAAAUAAGGAGGAUAGCACAAUCCUACCUUACCAAUGCAUCAAGAUGCUUUAUCGGCGCCAAACCACUUAUAAUUCCAAUUUUGUUGAAAGCUCUGGAGCCUGGUGAACAUUCAAACUCGGAGAGAAUGAAGGGUGCUUUGUACUUGCUUGGUUCAAGGACAUAUAUGUAUACCUGUUUAAGAGAUUGGAGAUUUGUUCCAUUAUUUAUAACUAGGAUCUGUCUAGCACAACACAAUGAUAAGCCUUCUAUUCAAGAAAUGAUACGUAAAGUCUUUUAUGAAUAUCUUAUGAACUACAAUAACACCGCAUUCAAAACAAUUCUCACUGACAGUUUAGAUGAUGCAAUUUGUCGAGCUUUGGAUACGUUGUCAUUAAAACUUGACGAGGAUAAAUUUGCUUCUAUGGCAGCAAAUUUCUUAGAUUUAUUAGUAAGACCGGAGGCACCAACAUCUGUUGAAUUGGCCGAAUUUGCUGUGAAUAAUUUACUUUCAGAACUUCCAGCAAUGAGACGUAUUGCCAUUUCAACAACUACAAGAAUAUUAUUUCAUAUUAAACAAAGAACAUUUCUUGAGGGUGAUCCUGAACUUAUUACAUUGGGAAAAUCAACUAAUCCUCUAAAGAAAACGCUUUAUGUAAAGUCUCCACUCCCAACUGGGUUUACAGAUAAUUAUCUAGAAUCUGGUGUUACUCCAAUUGAAAGUGAAAACGAUGCAAAAAACUUAAUAUUACAGGAUAAGACAAAUAUCGGCUGGUAUGUUUGGCCUGAAAAGCUUCAGUACUAUGUGCCACGUACCAAUUCAAUCACUAUGCCAGCAGUUGAUAAUUUAUCUAAUCCAGCUUAUCUUAAACUGCUUGAGAAAUUUUCUGAAAAUAGUUUCUGGUCUUCAUUUAUACUGUAUUUGUCACAGGAAUCUACUCGUGAUAGAGAAGAUGUUUUCUCCGUUAUCAAUGCAAAUCUUUUUAAAAGUAUUUUUCAAAUGUACGAAGAUUCAUUUCUAGAAAUUAUUAUACCAGAAAUUACAAAAUUGUGUAAAUCAACGGAAAAGCAUCAGCAGAGAGCAGUGUCAGAAAUUAUGGCUGGCAUUGUGAGAGGAAGUAAACAUUGGAAAUUGGAAAGUUUAAAAAGUUUAUGGAGUUGGUUGAUUCCUUUGCUUGAAAAUACAUUUAAUCUAAUCACACCAGAUUCAUUAAUAUAUUGGGAAAAAUUUCUUGGCUAUUGUUUGAGAAAUAGAGACCCUCGCCGUGUUCUUCCUAUUAUUGAACUGAUAUUGAAAUCAAAGGUCGACUUGACAUCACAUGCUUCUUUUGCUGAAGCAAAAAAACUUUCUUUUGUGAAUACUUUAUUUAAUUCAUUUUCAUGGCGUAUGAUACCAAAAUCCAAACCAUUACUUGAAGUUUAUUUUGAAAAUCUUCGGCAUCCUUAUAAACAAGUACGUGAUGUGAUUGCAGCAAAUAUAAACUUGCUUUUACAAAUACAAUGGCAUCCCUCUGCAUCAAACAUUGAUGAAAUAUUAGAGAGUAAUAUAAAAUGUGGUAAUGGCAUGGGGUAUGUUCCCAUGAGUAUGGAUGUAAAUUUUAAACAAACAUUGGAUGAAUCAGUUAGAUUAUUAGCGAUUUGGAAAACAGAAAAGAAACCAGCUUCAGAAGGAUCAUCGGAAUAUGGAAAUGCUGGCAAAACCGCAUCUGGAACCUAUUAUUUGAUAUUGCCAUUAUUGCCCUCAAUAUUUCAAAUGCAAGAUGUUAACGAUGAUCAAGAUCUACAAACAGUAUCAACCCUUGUUUUAAACAUAAUUGCUUCAUUUCCAUAUCCGCCAGAUAUGGUUCCAUUGAUUAUUGAUAAAUUUUUAGAAAUUUUGACCGAAUCAUCCAGUUGGCGUAUCAGAGUAAAAGCAUUACCUGUUUUGCAAAUCUUUUUUUUCAAACAUUUAUUUAUGUUAAAUAAAAGAGAAAUGAUUAAAGUUAUGAAUGUUGUUUCCGGAAUGUUAAAAGACAACCAAAUAGAGGAGCAAUUUUCAAAACUAUUGGAAACUAAAAUUCCUCCAAGAAAGAAAACAAAUCAAGCACCACGUGCAGCCCUUCCGCUCGGUUUUCAAGAGGCAAUCCUUACACGCCAUGCUGGUGUACUUGGUCUUUCAUGUUUAAUUGAUGCAUUUCCAUAUGAAGUGCCAAAAUGGAUGCCUGAUGUUCUUGUAAAAUUAGCGAACUGUAUAUCUGAUCCUGUACCAAUACAAACAACUGUAAAGAAAACAUUUGCAGAUUUUAGAAGGACGCACCAGGAUUCUUGGCACGAAGAUACGAAACAAUUCACUGAAGAACAAUUAACACUUCUUUCUGAUAUAUUAAUAUCACCAUCUUAUUAUGCAUAG
Entrophospora sp. SA101 is the source of this 5253-nucleotide messenger RNA. The record is from the annotation of a GenBank genome assembly. NCBI's taxonomy places the organism in Eukaryota, Fungi, Glomeromycota, Glomeromycetes, Entrophosporales, Entrophosporaceae.